CCUACUUCAUCGACUAUCUCGCGCCCUCCUCCAGGUCUGGUCACCUGUCUACGCCUCCUCCCUAUUAACCCCACUCAAAUGUCUUCUCAUAAAGCCGAAUGCAGGGACAACAUUACAAGCUUCACAGAAGCUGGCUCUGGAACCUCUCCGUAUUCCGGCUAUGGUCCGUUCAGAUAUGAGCCAGCCAUAGCUACUUGUCUUUCACAAAGAGUUAGGCGGCCUAUUGCCUACUACUUCCACAAUUAUCACUUUUACCAGUCAUUGCUUUUCCUCCCUGUGUCUGGUGAAAAUCGCCCGGAUCCACAAAUAUAUAUUCAGCGCCAGCCCAUUCAUUUUCAACGUACUUACAGCAGUUGUCGUGGUUUCAACAAUGUAAUUCAACAAUUCCAAGCUAGCAGUCCUCUGAGCAGCGCUGGCUGGACUAUCAGACAAUCCUGCUUAGACCGGACCUCGCAAUUAACACGUGGUACUGGUGGAAAUCGAAAAAUGUUUGCAUCGUUCGGAAGCCAUUUGCACACACUAACAAGUCGUCCAACUAAUGAUCAAUUACCAUCUGUGGGAAUAUUCUUAAUGUCAACUACAAAUAAAGGCAUCAGUUCACGCCUUUGGCCCGGUCGCUGUCUUCUCAAUGCCUCAGAAUUAACUAACGUGGCUUUAGGCCAGUUUGCUCGAUUUCCUUGGGCCAGCCUGUGGACGGAAUGUCGGCUGCAUGCCUCUUGGAGCUUGAAAGAUGGAAAUGCUGGUGGCUGUCUCAACUACUCUGACAGCUUUUUUACUAAUCCCCAGGUACGUGUGUUAUGGAAUAGUUACAUGCCUUUUUUGAUGGCCGCAACUAUAAGCUUUUACUGA
Molecule: messenger RNA, 849 nt
Organism: Protopolystoma xenopodis
Lineage: Eukaryota; Metazoa; Platyhelminthes; Monogenea; Polystomatidea; Polystomatidae
Source: the annotation of a GenBank genome assembly